Molecule: messenger RNA, 900 nt
Organism: Callorhinchus milii (elephant shark)
Lineage: Eukaryota; Metazoa; Chordata; Chondrichthyes; Chimaeriformes; Callorhinchidae
Gene: rps2
Product: ribosomal protein S2
Biological process (GO): translation
Cellular component (GO): ribosome; cytosolic small ribosomal subunit
Molecular function (GO): RNA binding; structural constituent of ribosome
Source: RefSeq, marked provisional
CUUCUUCUCGCUCAAAAAAAAAUCACCAAAUGGCGGACGACGCCGGUGGUAGAGGAGGCUUCCGUGGCGGCUUCGGCACCCGUGGGCGCGGGCGGGGCCGCGGAAGGGGUCGUGGCAGAGGCCGUGGUGCUCGCGGCAAGGCUGAGGACAAGGAGUGGGUGCCAGUCACUAAGCUUGGGCGCCUGGUCAAGGACAUGAAGAUCAAGACCCUGGAGGAAAUCUAUCUUUUCUCUCUCCCCAUCAAGGAGUUUGAGAUCAUUGAUUUCUUCCUGGGAUCUUCUCUGAAGGAUGAAGUUCUUAAGAUUAUGCCUGUGCAGAAACAAACCCGUGCUGGUCAGCGCACAAGAUUCAAGGCUUUUGUUGCCAUCGGAGACUAUAAUGGGCACGUUGGGCUGGGUGUCAAGUGCUCCAAGGAAGUAGCUACUGCAAUCCGUGGAGCCAUCAUUCUGGCCAAACUGUCCAUUGUUCCUGUACGGAGAGGCUACUGGGGUAACAAGAUUGGCAAACCCCACACUGUACCAUGCAAGGUGACAGGUCGUUGUGGCUCAGUCCUGGUCCGUCUGAUCCCUGCACCCCGUGGUACCGGCAUUGUCUCAGCUCCUGUCCCUAAGAAGCUGCUUCAGAUGGCUGGUAUUGAUGACUGUUAUACCUCAGCCAGGGGUUGCACAGCCACGCUGGGAAACUUUGCUAAGGCCACCUUUGAUGCCAUCUCCAAGACGUACAGUUAUUUGACUCCUGAUCUCUGGAAGGAGACUGUGUUCUCCAAGUCACCGUACCAGGAAUUCACCGAUCAUCUGGCCAAGACUCACACCCGCGUCUCUGUUCAAAGAACUCAACAAGGUGCUGCGGCUCCAGCAACAUAAAACAGUUUUUUUGUAUGAGAGAAUAAAAUCUGGACUC